AUGAGACAUUCAAAUCAAAACCUUGUUUCAAGGGACAAACACAUUGAUACUUUAAUGAUACAAUUAAUAGUGAAGUAUGUGGCUGGCUGAAUGGGUGUGUGCGUGCGUGAUACAAGGGAGGAGGUGCAGGGGGUUUGGCUCUUCGCCUGGGAUCAUUAAGCACACAAGAGGAACGCCAGAGGGAGGAGGACGCUUUGGAGGGAGAAGAAACAGUCGAGACAAAUACUGACAAAGUCGGACACACGUACAGAGGAGAAGAAAUGCCCAAUUUCGCAGGCACCUGGAAGAUGAAAAGCAGUGAGAAUUUCGACGAGUUACUAAAGGCGCUGGGUGUGAACUCAAUGCUGAGGAGAGUGGCCGGGGCGGCCGCUUCCAAGCCUCAUGUGGAAAUCCGGCAGAAUGGCGAUCAAUUCUACAUCAAGACUUCCACCACGGUCCGCACCACAGAGAUCAACUUCCUCAUUGGCGAGGAGUUCAACGAGGAGACUGUGGAUGGAAGAAAGUGUAAGAGUUUGGUCACUUGGGAGACGGAAAACAAAAUGUAUUGCAAGCAGACUCUAUUGAGUGGCAAUGGACCAAAAACCUUCUGGACCAGAGAGCUCAGAGGGGAUGAACUCAUUCUGACUUUUGGAGCGGACGAUGUGGUGUGCACUAGGAUCUACAUGCGAGCAUAGCAGCAAACUGACAAACGUAAAACAUUCAACAACCUGUCAAUAAACAAUCUGAUCAUACCGUUUCACAACUUCUUAAAACACUUGAUGAUCUGGAUGUAUCGGCAAUAUCUUUUAGCAGCAUUGUGCAUUCAAUUUCACCGUGUAGUUGUGUUUUCUAAUAAAUUGGUGAAUACUGAAGUAAUAAAAUGAGGCUUCAAUUCAA
Messenger RNA from Syngnathus acus (greater pipefish), 876 nucleotides. Its product is annotated as cellular retinoic acid-binding protein 1. Gene Ontology annotation, molecular function: fatty acid binding. Lineage: Eukaryota; Metazoa; Chordata; Actinopteri; Syngnathiformes; Syngnathidae. The record is from RefSeq and is a predicted model, not a curated record. Gene Ontology annotation, cellular component: cytosol; nucleus. The transcript is spliced from 4 exons. Gene Ontology annotation, biological process: fatty acid transport. The coding region runs from base 261 to 674 and encodes 137 amino acids.